This is a messenger RNA of Artibeus jamaicensis (Jamaican fruit-eating bat), 1459 nucleotides long. It is a transcript of the gene GUCA1B, whose product is annotated as guanylate cyclase activator 1B. The transcript has 4 exons. Gene Ontology annotation, biological process: visual perception. Gene Ontology annotation, molecular function: calcium ion binding; calcium sensitive guanylate cyclase activator activity. The coding region runs from base 215 to 820 and encodes 201 amino acids. Gene Ontology annotation, cellular component: photoreceptor inner segment; cone photoreceptor outer segment. The record is from RefSeq and is a predicted model, not a curated record. Lineage: Eukaryota; Metazoa; Chordata; Mammalia; Chiroptera; Phyllostomidae.
UCUUCUAAUGAUCUUAGGGUGCUUAGCCGGCCUGGUCCUGCCCACCUUGUCGCCAGCCUCCUACACUGCCCGUCACAUUCUGUUGCCCAAGAGAUGAUGAAGAGGCUGGCUGAGCUAAGGAAAGGGAGGAAGAGCACACUAGCCUAAGGAAUCAGUCAGCAGAGGCCCAGGAGGAGACGCAGACCCUUGCUCUCUGGCGUUCCUGGGGGCCAGGAUGGGGCAGCAGUUCAGCUGGGAGGAGGCAGAGGCGGCGGGCGAGAUCGAUGUGGCGGAGCUCCAGGAGUGGUACAAGAAGUUCGUGGUGGAGUGCCCCAGCGGCACACUCUUCAUGCAUGAGUUCAAGCGCUUCUUCAAGGUCACAGGCAAUGAGGAGGCCACCCAGUAUGUAGAAGGCAUGUUUCGAGCUUUCGACACGAAUGGGGACAACACCAUCGACUUCCUGGAGUACGUGGCCGCCCUGAACCUGGUAUUGAGGGGCACCCUGGAGCACAAGCUGAAGUGGACCUUCAAGAUCUAUGACAAAGACCGCAAUGGCUGCAUCGACCGCCUGGAGCUGCUGGACAUUGUAGAGUCAAUUUACAAGCUGAAGAAAGCCUGCAGGGUGGAGAUGGAGGCCGGGCAGCAGGGCCAGCUGCUCACGCCCGAGGAGGUCGUGGACCGGAUCUUCCUUCUGGUGGAUGAGAACGGAGACGGCCAGCUGUCUCUGAGUGAGUUCAUCGAAGGCGCCCGUCGUGACAAGUGGGUGAUGAAGAUGCUGCAGAUGGAUGUGAAUCCCAGCGGCUGGAUCUCUCAGCAGAGGCGGAGAAGUGCCAUGUUCUGAGUGUCCGGGGCCCUGGGGAACCUGCAGGAGUCCACAGGCCCCUCCAACACUCCAGGCUCACAGGUCUCCCGAGUGGUGGGAGGGCCGCUGGUUCAGCCCCCUGAUGCCCACUCAUCCUGGCAGGCCGGGGAGGGAAAGGGACUGGGGAGGGAGGGGCCGUUGGUCCGAAGCCACCAACUGGGCACAGUCAGUUGAAAGAGUUUACUGGGCUGGUGAGGGGAGUGGCCUACUCACUCCCUCGAGCUGCCCCUGGGGCACCUCUGCCUGGGCUGGGUAGUUGUGGGGCCCCCACAAAUUCCUGCAUGGUUCUCAGCUGGAAGCAGGGGCAAACUGAGAGGCAGGGUCCCGUAGGCCAAAUUGAAAAUGACAGUGCCCCGUACUGUGGGAAACAGACUGGUAGGAGGCAGGGACUGGCAGGUGCUGAGUUGGAACAGGCAGCAGCUGGCAGGGCGGGGGGAUGUAAUGCCCCCCCGCCAGGGUCCUGAGGAGUGCUCGUGGGGGGUGGCUUGCCUCCUCCCCCAAGUUGUCCCCACCUGAGGAGCCGAGGGGGAAAACUGCAGCCAGUCAGGCCGGGGUCUCCUGCCCUUGGAGGGCCCAGCUGCCCUCAGGGGGGCCGCCCCGGCUCUGCGCUGCCGCUGC